Coregonus sp. 'balchen' is the source of this 20024-nucleotide messenger RNA. NCBI's taxonomy places the organism in Eukaryota, Metazoa, Chordata, Actinopteri, Salmoniformes, Salmonidae. The record is from the annotation of a GenBank genome assembly.
GUUCUUAUUAUCCCUCAGUGAUACAACAGAGGCAGAGGGGAGUGGUUAGAAAACUGUAUGUCCCAGAGAUCGCGACGGCAACCGAACUUGAAUCUAGGAACAUGGCAGCGCGGUCAAGCCAGUCAUGUACAGCUCUGGAGCGGUCAAUCCGGGAGCGGGUCCCGACGCUUCUCACGGACCUCUACCAGUUCACCAUGGCAUAUGCCUACUGGCGGGCGGGCAGGCACAACGAGCCCGCCGUUUUCGAGUUGUUCUUCCGCGACAACCCGUUCGGUGGCGGCUUCUCGCUCUUCUCUGGACUGCACGACUGCCUCCUGUUUCUGCGGAGCUUUCGAUUCACGGACGAAGGUGAGGUAAUGACGUUAAGUUCUCUAGAGAGCAAAUGUCAGUGAAUAAAACUUUAAGGCAAAGCAAAUUAGCCACAUUAUAAUUCAUAUAUUUAUUUUUAUAUAGCCUAUGGUUUCCUUUCUAUAAUAUUUAUUCGAUAUUUGUGUCACCUUGAUUGCGCAAUGAGGGAUAAAGCCAAUACCAGGACCCUGGUGGGAGUGGAAAUGGAUAACACUUUAUGUACUCGGUGAACUUUGCAACCACUCCACUGAACUUCAACUGACACCGGUGAUCUUUUCCUCGUGAGUCUCCUGGGUUGUCAGGCAUGUGCCCGAAAUGGCACCCUAUUCCCUAUUUAGUGUUCAUAGACCAGUCAAAAGUAGUGCACUAUAUGGUGAAUUGGGUGCCAUUUGGCCCGGGAUAUAGCCUAUCCUGUUAAGAGGUCAGAGCUCUACCAGAGUUUAAAGUUACCUACCUACCGACACGCACAGAUUACUACCAGGUAAUAACCAGUCACAGUGGCGACCCGUCAGAGCGCAACCUGUUUUGAGCCCCACGUGUUUAGCCUGUUUUGCAUGUUAUUUUGGCAUUAAUAGGUGUCACAUAUCAAUUUGCAAACAAUGUAAAUAAUAAUGUAUUGAGUUAAUAAAGCCUCAUACAAACAUGCCUAUUUUUUGCUUUCUUGAGUAAGGCAGCUCCAAAAUGUAGGUGUUUCAGCCUAGCUCAGUGCUUUCUGUGGUGGAGGGGCAGCCAGGUAGAAAAUACAGAGCAUAGGAGUUGGUCAUCUUCUGUAGUUGGCGCAGUGUUCUGUCACUCAUUGGGACACUAUGUCACCGCAAAAUCUACAGGGAGAGCUAGAAAGUUCAAGCCCGCUUGGGUGAUGCCAUAGAUUUACAUUAGAAGUGCCCAUCCAAGAAGGCUCAAGGUCAUUGGCCACAAAUAAAAUGACUUCAAAUCACUUUAUAUCUACCGUAGCUUUGAUUGGACUGAUCAUGUCAACAUCAUACUUUCAAAAUCUUUUCUAGCAAGCUAGACAAGCAGUCAUCAUCAUGAAUCACGUGGACAAUCUACUGGCAAAUCCUUUUCAAUCCUUGUUAUAUGAAGAUAAAUUAUAGAUAAAACGUAUUGUGUGCUCAUCAGCCAUUGGAUAUAAACAUUACACAACAAGUUGGAAAUCUCAAAUUCAACAAUGAGUGGUUUGGAAGGAAUCAGUGGCUAACUGCAAGCGUUGCAAAGCUAUCACUAUUUUGCUGUGUGGUCCAAGUCUUGGUUGAAGGGUCUCUUCUCCAAGCGUAAAAGGAUAAACAUUCACACGCAACACCAUGGGCCAGAAAAAGGUUGAAUACAUUGGCCAUGCUGUCAAUCCAGCAUGACUUCUGCCGCGUUCAAAACGACUAGAAACUCUGAACUGGGAAAUCUCAGACUUCAGUGAGUUCAAGACAACUGGGAACUUGGAAAAAAAAACUAGCUUCGACUGGUAAAAUACGUUUUGAACGAUCAUCCAUCUCGGAAUUUCAAGUCGGGAACUCUGGCCUCUUUCUAGAGCUCCGACCUGAAGAUCACUGACGUCAUGAUUCAACCUUGUUUUUUUUCCGAGUUCCCAGUUGUCUUGAAAGCACCAUAAAUCCAGGGAAUGCCAGACUAAUUUUCCCACAAGAAGGACCGCCACGCCACCUUCCUGUUCAUGUGAGCACAGCACAAUGGUGAGUCCAAAAAGUAUUGUAUGCCACUGCAUAAAUGAUGUAAUAUGCCAGGGAGAUAUGCAUACUGUAGCUAAGAAAGUAAUACUAAGUGUAUGUUGUGUAGGAAGCAGUUAGUAGCCCAUGUGCCUCUCCCUAAUAAUUUGGUCCCUUUCCCCCUCAUAAUUUAGCCUACUGUUCUGACUUGGUAGUGCACAUGUAGCCUAUAGCCUGUUUUAGAGUAAUUCAUUGUCUGCUUAUAUGCCCCCUUUAUUUAUACUACGGUUCUGACUUGGUGUACAGGGAGAAUACUGUAAGAACGGCCCGUGUUCUGAAUUCUGUCGCUGCACAUUUCAAAAGUGCUGAACAAAUAGUUAUACUGACUACAUCCAUCUUAGCUCGCUCAUUAAUGUCAUAAUCUAAUGACUAAAAUGAAAUGAAAAUGAAUAAUCGAAAUUAUGGAUUGCCUCUUAUCCGCUCAUCGUUCCCUUAUGCCAUAGUUUGUACAUCUCAAUUGUCAGUAGAAACCACAUUUGUUUAAGCAAGUCAGCUCAACAGCUGUUUUAAAAAAAGGCAGUAAAUGAGGCUGAAUUAACUGUUUCGCUGCCAGACAAGGCUCCGCUGAUAUCCAGGUGUAGCGGUGGUAAGGAUUCACUCCAUGGUGCGAAAAAGAAAGCUCUGCUGUUGGGACAGCUUUAUGUAGGCCCUAACAGUUUAUGGGCACCGUUUGUCAUCGUUAUAGUGCAAUUAACCAAGAUUUACAUGCUAAAUUGCCACUGGUAAUAACUAAUGUCAAGGGUAUGGGAAAAAUAUAUACUAGCAAGGCAGGUUUGUGAUUAGACCUAUAGGCUCUAGCCCAGUGAGCCUAUAACAACAACACAAAGUCAACAACACAAAGUCUAGAGCAGGGAAGGGCAACUGGGGGGGAGGGGGGCCUCAGUUGGGGUCUCAACUUACUGUUGCGAUAGAAAACAAAAGGUGCAAUUUCGAAAUUUGGUUGUGCAUCAACAGUUUUUCUCUUGUUAUGCCAGUCACUAAUAGUCACUCAAUUACCCCAUGUCAGCUAUAUGUUUUUAGAUUUAUAAAUGAUUCUAGCGGCCAGCUAUCUAAACCUGUAGUAUUCAAGGUCGAAUUAGAGCCCGGGGGCCCCACUGAUUUUGUUAGUCAGUCUCACUCAGAGACAGGAUCAUACUGUAUUAAAAACUGCAACCAUUUCUUUCCAUCUUAUGGCAAAAUGUGUAAAACUGCUCAUCUUCCUCUCUGUCCAAUGGCAAAAUGAGUUGAAUUUCACAAAAUUAACUCUAAAACUUACAAAUCUGCAUGAAAUUAGAUAGUAAAAUUGCAAAAUCUUCUCUCCGCCCCAUGGCAAAAUGUGUAGAAUUGCAGCAAACUAGCUUUUAUUACAAGCAGGCUUGACUACUGUAAUGCUCUCCUGUUUGGUCUACCCAAGAAAGCCAUUGGUCAACUGCAAAACUUACAGAAUGCUGCAGCACAGGUACUCACCAAGCACACAUUACACCGGUUUUAAAGUCUCUGCACUGGCUGCCUGUGAGUUUUAGAAUUAAUUGUAAGAUUCUUCUAUUUGUUUUUAAAUUAAUCCACGAUUAUGCACCACAAUACAUGUCAAACAUGCUUUUUAGUUAUGUACCAAGUAGGUCCCUCAGGUCCUCUGGCACUGGCCUUUUAACUAUCCCAAAGCCUAGGACCAACUGCGGCCCCUCAUGAUGAGUUUAUAAUAAUAAUAAUAAUAUGCCAUUUAGCAGACGCUUUUAUCCAAAGCGACUUACAGUCAUGCGUGCAUACAUUAUUUUAUUUUUUUGUGUAUGGGUGGUCCCGGGGAUCGAACCCACUACCUUGGCGUUACAAGCGCCGUGCUCUACCAGCUGAGCUACAGAGGACCACACUAGUUCAGUCUAGAGUCUUGCAUAAAAGCUUUCCUUUUCUCCCCCUCUCACUUUCUCCCUCUUGCCCCCUCUCCCCCUCGCCCCCGCUCCCUCUCUUCACCUCUCCUCUCGCCCCCUCUCCCUCUUUCCCUCUCUCCCUCUUGCCCUCUUGCCCUCUCCCUCUCGCCCCCUCUCCCUCUUUCCCCCUCUCUCCCUCUCCUUCUCUCAUGUGGUCUUAUGAGAUUAGCUGUAUUAGAUUCAUAUGAGGUGUGUGAGAGAGAGGGGGGGGGGGGGGGGGUGAAUGACUACCUUGUUCAGACACUAAACUGUAAGCAUGUUUCACGUUCCCUGGGCCAAACCACGGUGUUUGUAGAUGUCGUAAUAACAGUUGUCAUUGAGAUCAUUAGGCAGAUUACUUUUCUUGGAAAGCCAAUAGUAGGCCAAAUAUUAUUCCACAUGCCAGUAUGUUAGAAAAGUUGUGUGUUGACGUGUACAAAAAUCUGUUUAUUUCAUACGUCAUGAGUAGUGUGUUGUUGUGUAGACGUGUGUUAUUACGGUACUGAUUAUACGUUGCUCCAGAUAAUAGGGUCUGCUAAAUGACUAACAUGUAAAUUAUGAUUAUGUUAUUGAUUAUGUGUAACAAAGUAUAACUGUGUUAUAGACGUGGAGUACCUGCGUUCCGUCCUGCCCCCAGCCACUGACCCCGCCUUCUUCCUGUUUCUACGGGAACUGGACUGUUCCGGUGUCACAGUCCACUCUGUCCCCGAGGGAACGGUGGUCUUUGCCAGGGUGAGACAACAACAGGGGUUAUACUCAGGGUCAUCCCCAGGCAGGGUUGGAAUUAUACAUUGACUCUUGGGGUGCCCAAUGUCUUGGGGUGUCCAAUGCCUCUUGGGGGUGCCUGAUCGGACCAGCCCCCUGUAACUCGAACCAUGCCCCAAGGGUUAAAUUCAUAGAAAUAUAAUCUAGUCCUUCUAUUUAUAUGGUUACACUCAGGGAUAGUUCACCCCAAAGGGCCAGAGGUCAGGAGUUAGAUUCAGGGACUCACCCCCAGGGGUCAGGAUUAUGACUGAUUUGAUUGAUUGAUGAUUGAUUGAUUGAUUGAUUGAUUCACCUGUGCUGCUCCUCUGUAUGAAGGUGCCUCUGAUGGAGGUGUCUGGUCCUCUGGCUGUGGUUCAGCUACUGGAGACCAGCCUGCUGUGUCUGGUCAACUAUGCCAGGUAAGGACACACUUCCCCCUCAGGAAGUUGAAAACGUUUGGCAUGGGCCCUCAAAUCCUCAAAAAGUUCAACAGCUGCACUAUUGAGAGCAUAUUGACUGGCUGCGUCACUGCUUGGUAUGGCAACAGCACUGCCCUCGAUUCCAUGGCGCUACAGAGGGUGGUGUGGACAGCCCAGUACAUCACUGGGGCCGAGCUCCCUGCCAUCCAGGACCUCUAUAUCAGGCGGUGUGAAAGGAAGGCCCGGAAAAUUGUUAAAGACUCCAGCCACCCAAGCCAGACUGUUCUCUCUGCUUCGGCACGGCAAGCGGUACCGGUGCAUCAAGUCUGACACCAACAUGCUCCUGAACAGCUUCUAUCCCCAAGCCGUAAGGCAGCUAAAUAGCUAACAGAAUGGCUACAAGUACUAUCUGAGUUGACUGUUGUAUUAUUUUCUUUUUCUCUAUGCAAACUCACGGGAUUCUACACACUCAUGCACACUGACACUCCCAAACACACAUAACAUGCACAUACAUUUAUAUUGGCUCUACACACACACUCACAUACAAUCAUAAUUUACGUUGAUGCUACUCUGUUUAUCAUAUAUACUGAUGCCUAGUCAUCUUACCCCUAUACAUACACUAUAUAUACAAAAGUGUGUGGACAUCCCUUCAAAUGAGUGGAUUUGGUUAUUUCAGCCAUACCCGUUGCUGAUAGGUGUAUAAAAUCGAGCACACAGCCAUGCAAUCUCCAUAGAUGAACAUUGUCAGUAGAACAGUGGUGGAAAAAGUACCCAAAUGUCAUACUUGAGUAAAAGUAAAGAUACCUAAAUAGAAAAUGACUCAAGUGAAAGUCACCCAGUAAAAUACUACUUGCGUAGAAGUCUAAAAGUAUUUGGUUUUAAAUAUACUUAAGUAUCAAAAGUAAAAUUAUAAAUCAUUUCACAUUCCUUAUAUUAAGCAAACCAGACGGCACGAUUUUCUUGUUUUAUUAUUCUAUGGAUAGUCAGGGGCACACUCCAACACUCAGACAUAAUUUACAGAUAGCCAGGGGCACACUCCAACACUCAGACAUAAUUUACAAACGAAGCAUUUGUGUUUAGUGAGUCUGCCAGAUAAGAGGCAGUAGGGAUGACCAGGGAUGUUUUCUUGAUGUGUGUGAAUUGGACCAUUUUCCUUUUCUGCUAAGCAUUCAAAAUGUAACGAGUACUUUUGGGUGUCAGGAAAAAUAUAUGGAGUAAAAGGUACACAUUUUCUUUAGGAAUGUAGUGGAGCAAAAGUAAAAGUUGUCAAAAAUAUAAAUAGUAAAGUACUUUGAAGUAUUUUUACUUAAGUACUUUACACCCCUGCAGUAGAAUGGCCUUACUAAAGAGCUCAGUGACUUUCAACUUGGCACCGUCAUAGGAUGCCACCUUUCCAACAACUCAGUUUGUCAAAUUUCUGCCCUGCUAGAGCUGCCCCGGUCAACUGUAAGUGCUGUUAUUGUGAAGUGGAAACAUCUAGGAGCAACAACUUCUCAGUCUGAAAAGUCAUAGUCAAUCGAUCAAUAAUAUAAUAAUACUUUUAGCAAAAAUGUUUAUUUUCAAUUUACAAUCUGUAGAAACAAUGAGAAUAGAAAGGUUCAGAACUUUUGUAAAACAUCUGUCAGGGUGUCAGUGUGUUGCGGUAGGACGAAGUCAGGUGCAGGACACAGAGUUAAUCGAAAACGUACUUUACUCGUAGGUAACGUAAAUAACAUAACCUCCACGCAGGGAGGAAACAAACCCACUCACCAGACGACAAGCAAACAUGAACAAACACGCACAACAUACAGUGGGAGCCAGAGGGUUAAAAAGGGAAGUAAUCAAUACCUAAUGGGAACCCGGUGUGAACAAUAAAGACAAGACAAGUAGAACACAGAAACAUAGAUCGGCAGCAGCUAGUACUCCGGUGACGACGAACGCCGAAGCCUGCCCGAGCAAGGAGGAGGAGCAGCCUCGGCUGAAUCCGUGACAGUACCCCCCCCCCCCCCCCCCCCUCCCCCCUUGACGCGCUGCUCCAGCCGUGCGCCGACACCGGCCUCGGGGACGGCCAGGAGGACGCGGCGCAGGGCGAGUCGGAUGGCGAUGGUGGAAAUCCCUCAACAUGGAGGGAUCGAGGAUGUCCCUCCUAGGGACCCAGCACCGUUCCUCCGGACCGUACCCCUCCCACUCCACGAGAUACUGCAGGCCCCCCACCCGACGCCUCGAAUCCAGGAUGGAACGGACCGAGUACACCGGUGCCCCCUCGAUGUCCAGUGGGGGCGGAGGAACCUCCCGUACCUCAGACUCCUGGAGUGGACCAGCUACCACCGGCCUGAGGAGAGACACAUGGAACGAGGGGUUAAUACGGUAAUUCAGAGGAAGCUGUAACCUAUAACAAACCUUGUUCAUUGUCCUCAGGACUUUAAAUGGCCCCACAAACCGCCGACCCAGCUUCCGGCAGGGCAGGCGAAGGGGCAGGUUUCGGGUCGAGAGCCAGACCCGGUCCCCCGGUGCAUACACCGGUGCCUCACUGCGGUGGCGGUCGGUGCUCGCCUUUUGUCGCCUGAUGGCCCGCUGCAGGCGUACAUGGGUAGCGUUCCUUGUCUCUUCCGAGCGCCGAAACCACUCAUCCACCGCAGGAGCCUCGAUCUGGCUCUGAUGCCAAGGUGCCAGGACCGGCUGAUAACCUAACACACACUGAAAGGGAGUAAGGUUACUGGAUGAGUGGCGGAGUGAGUUUUGGGCCAUCUCUGCCCAGGGGAUAAAACCCGACCACUCCCCCGGCCGGUCCUGGCAAUAGGACCGCAGAAACCUACCCACAUCCUGGUUAACUCUCUCCACCUGCCCAUUACUCUCGGGGUGAAAACCUGAGGUCAGGCUGAUCGAGACCCCCAGACAUUCCAUGAACGCCCUCCAGACUCUUGAGGUGAACUGGGGACCCCGAUCCGAUACAAUAUCCUCAGGCACCCCAUGGUGCCGGAAGACGUGUGUAAAUAGGGCCUCAGCAGUUUGUAGGGCCAUAGGGAGACCUGGCAUAGGAAUGAGACGGCAGGACUUAGAAAACCGAUCCACAACGACCAGGAUCGUGGUGUUCCCUUGUGAGGGAGGAAGGUCCGUAACAAAAUCAACCGAUAGAUGGGACCACGGCCGUUGUGGAACGGGUAGGGGUUGUAAUUUCCCUCUGGGCAGGUGUCUAGGUGCCUUACACUGGGCGCACACCGAGCAGGAUGAAACGUAAACCCUCACGUCCUUGGCUAAAGUGGGCCACCAGUACUUCCCACUAAGACAGUGCGCUGUCCGACCGAUGCCAGGAUGACCAGAGGAGGGUGACGUGUGAGCCCAAUAGAUCAAUCGAUCGCGAACCUCGAGCGGCACGUACAUACGACCCUCUGGACACUGGGGGGGAGUGGCCUCGGUACGUAACGCCCGCUCGACGUCCGCGUCAACCUCCCACACCACCGGUGCCACCAGAAACGACGCCGAAAGUAUGGGAGUGGGCUCAAUGGACCUCUCCUCUGUGUCAUACAGUCGGGACAGGGCGUCUGCCUUAGCGUUCUGGGAACCUGGUCUGUAAGUAAGAGUAAACACAAAACGAGUGAAGAACAUGGCCCACCUUGCCUGGCGAGGGUUCAAUCUCGUCGCCGCCCGGAUGUACUCCAGAUUGCGAUGGUCAGUCAAAAUGAGGAAAGAGUGUUUAGCCCCCUCAAGCCAAUGCCUCCACACUUUCAGAGCCUUAACCACAGCUAACAGCUCCCGGUCCCCCACAUCAUAUUUGCGCUCCGCCGGACUGAGCUUCUUAGAAAAGAAAGCACAGGGGCGGAGCUUUGGUGGCGUACCCGAGCGCUGAGACAGUACAGCUCCUAUCCCAGCCUCGGACGCGUCCACCUCAACCUGGAAUGCUAAGGAGGGAACCGGAUGAGCCAGCACUGGAGCCGAGGUAAACAGGUCCUUCAGAUGACCAAAAGCCCUGUCCGCCUCAGCUGACCACUGCAGUCACACCGGUCCCCCCUUCAGCAAGGUGGUAAUGGGAGCCGCUACCUGACCAAAGCCCCGGAUAAACCUCCGGUAGUAGUUGGCAAAACCCAAAAAUCGCUGCACCUCCUUCACCGUGGUUGGAGUCGGCCAAUUACGCACGGCCGAAAUGCGGUCAAUCUCCAUCUCCACCCCUGAUGCAGACAGGCGGUGCCCUAGGAAGGAGAUGGACUCUUGGAAGAACAGACAUUUCUCCGCCUUCACAUACAGGUCAUGCUCCAACAGUCGACCAAGCACUUGACGCACCAGGGACAUAUGCUCGGCCCGUGUAGUGGAGUAUAUGAGAGUGUCAGCAAUAUACACCACUACACCCUGUCCGUGCAGGUCCCUGAAAAUCUCAUCCACAAAGGAUUGGAAGACUGAUGGAGCAUUCAUCAACCCGUAUGGCAUGACGAGGUACUCAUAGUGCCGUGAGGUGGUACUGAAUGCUGUCUUCCACUCUUCUCCCUCCCGGAUACGCACCAGGGUGUACGCGCUCCUGAGAUCCAAUUUUGUGAAGAAGCGCACCCCGUGCAAUGACUCCGUCAUACUAGCAAUGAGUGGUAGUGGACAACUGUACUUGAUAGUGAUCUGAUUGAGACCCCGGUAGUCAAUGCACGGGCAUAAACCUCCAUCGUUCUUCUUCACAAAAAAGAAACUCGAGGAGACAGGUGAAGUGGAUGGCCGAAUGUAUCCCUGCCCCAGAGAUUCGGAGACAUAUGUCUCUAUAGCCGCCGUCUCUUCCUGUGACAGGGGAUACACGUGACUCCGGGGAAGUGCAGCGCCUACCUGGAGAUUUAUCGCACAAUCCCCCUGUCGAUGGGGUGGUAAUUGAAUCGCCUUCUUUUUAAGGCGAGAGACAAAUCGGCAUAUUCAGGGGGAAUGUGCAUAGUGGAGACCUGGUUUGGACUUUCCACCGUAGUUGCCCCUAUGGAAACACCUACACACCUCCCAGAGCACUGACUUGACCAUCCCUUGAGAGCCCUCUGUUGCCAUGAAAUCGUGGGGUCAUGAAAAGUUAACCAGGGAAGCCCCAACACCACUGGAAACGCAGGAGAAUCAAUCAGAUAGAGACUAAUUUUCUCCUCAUGACCCUCCUGCGUUUUCUUCCAGAGUGGAGCUGUGACCUCCCUAAUCAGGCCUGACCCUAAAAGGUGACUAUCUAAGGUGUGUACAGGGAAGGGCACAUCAACAGGAACAAUAGGAAUCCCUAAACUACGGGAAAACUGACGAUCAAUAAAGUUCCCAGCUGCGCCUGAAUCUACGAGCGCCUUAUGCUGGGAAUGAGGGGAAAACUCUGGAAAUACAAUAUCAAUACACAUAUGCGCAACAGGGAGCUCUGGGUGAGUCGGGUGCCUACUCACCUGAGACGGUCCACCAGUGCUCUGCCUACCGCCUCGACUCCUGAAAGACCCUCCCCAGCACCGACCAGCAGUGUGUCCUCCGCGGCCACAGUUGGUGCAGGAGAUGGUUCUCCUUUCGGUCUCCCUAAGAGCAGCACCUCCGAGCUCCAUUGGAGUAGGGUCGAAGGUGCUGGGGGAUGGAAUGGACGGCCCCUGAUCUGGACGUCUGCAGGUUGCCAACAGGUUAUCCAGCCUUAUUGACAUGUCCACCAGUUGGUCCAGGUUAAGGGUGGUGUCCCUGCAGGCCAGUUCCCGAUGAACGUCCUCCCGGAGGCUGCAUCGGUAGUGGUCGAUCAGGGCCCUCUCAUUCCAUCCUGCGCUGGCAGCCAGAGUCCUGAAAUCCAGUGCAAAGUCCUGUGCGCUCCUCCUCCCCUGUCUGAGGUGGAAUAGACGUUCCCCCACCGCUCUCCCCUCCGGUGGAUGAUCGAAUACCGCCCGAAAGUGGCGGGUGAAAUCCUCAUAGCGUACUGAUGCUGCGUCUAUUCCUCCCCACUCGGCGUUGGCCCACUCAAGUGCUCUUCCAGACAGACAGGAGAUGACAUGCUCUCGUAUCCCGAGGGAGCCGGGUGGAUGGUUGCCAGGUAGAGCUCUACCUGGAGCAGAAAACCCUGGCACCUGGCAGCUGUACCAUCGUAUGCCCUCGGGAGCGAGAGCCGAAUCCCACUGGACCCAGGUGACGAAGGGGUGGACAGCGGUGUGGGUGGUUGUGUAGUUGGAGGAGGUGUAGGACCAUCACCUCUCUCCCAUCGCUCCAUAGUGUUCAACAUGCGCUCCAUUGCGGUGCAGAGAGUCUGGAUCAUGGUCGCCUGCUGUUGGACACGUUCCUCCAUUGAUCCGGACUAAAUGAAUGUACCUGCUGACUCCAUAAUAAGGUGCGUGUUUCUGUCAGGGUGUCAGUGUGAUGCGGUAGGACGAAGUCAGGCGCAGGACACAGAGCUAAUUGAAAAUGUACUUUACUCAUAGGUAACGUAAAUAACAUAACCUCCACGCAGGGAGGAAACAAACCCACUCACCAGACGACAACCAAACAUGAACAAACACGCACAACAUACAGUGGGAGCCAGAGGGUUAAAUAGGGAAGUAAUCAAUACCUAAUGGGCACCAGGUGUGAACAAUAAAGACAAGACAAGUAGAACACAGAAACAUAGAUCGGCAGCAGCUAGUACUCCGGUGACGACGAACGCCGAAGCCUGCCCAAGCAAGGAGGAGGAGCAGCCUCGGGCUGAAUCUGUGUCAACAUCACAGUACAGUUGAAAAAUAUAUGGCAAAUAGAAAUCCGAUAUGGAUGGUGUUAAGAGAUAGAUGGGAGGUGUUGAAUGGAGCUGAAGGAUGGGACUAAUAACAACAACUAAUAACAACAAGAUAACUAAUGUAAAGCAUACUGUGUACACUGCUCAAAAAAAUAAAGGGAACACUUAAACAACACAAUGUAACUCCAAGUCUAUCACACUUCUGUGAAAUCAAACUGUCCACUUAGGAAGCAACACUGAUUGACAAUACAUUUCACAUGCAAAUGGAAUAGACAACAGGUGGAAAUUAUAGGCAAUUAGCAAGACACCCCCCAAUAAAGGACUGGUUUUGCAGGUGGUGACCACAGACCACUUCUAUAAUAAUAAUAAUAAUAUAAUAUGCCAUUUAGCAGACGCUUUUAUCCAAAGCGACUUACAGUCAUGCGUGCAUACAUUUUUUUUGUGUAUGGGUGGUCCCGGGGAUCGAACCCACUACCUUGGCGUUACAAGCGCCGUGCUCUACCAGCUGAGCUACAGAGGACCACCUUCUCAGUUCCUAUGCUUCCUGGCUGAUGUUUUGGUCACUUUUGAAUGCUGGCGGUGCUUUCACUCUAGUGGUAGCAUGAGGGAGUCUACAACCCACACAAGUGGCUCAGGUAGUGCAGCUCAUCAAGGAUGGCACAUCAAUGCGAGCUGUGGCAAGAAGGUUUGCUGUGUCUGUCAGUGUAGUGUCCAGAGCAUGGAGGCGCUACCAGGAGACAGGCCAGUACAUCAGGAGACGUGGAGGAGGCCGUAGGAGGGCAACAACCCAGCAGCAGGACUGCUACCUCCGCCUUUGUGCAAGGAGGAGCAGGGGGAGCACUGCCAGAGCCCUGCAAAAUGACUUCCAGCAGGCCACAAAUGUGCAUGUGUCUGCUCAAACGGUCAGAAAUAGACUCCAUGAGGGUGGUAUGAGGGUCCGACGUCCACAGGUGGGGGUUGUGCUUACAGCCCAACACUGUGCAGGACGUUUGGCAUUUGCCAGAGAACACCAAGAUUGGCAAAUUCGCCACUGGCGCCCUGUGCUCUUCACAGAUGAAAGCAGGUUCACACUGAGCACAUGUGACAGACGUGACAGAGUCUGGAGAUGCCGUGGAGAACGUUCUGCUGCCUGCAACAUCCUCCAGCAUGACCGGUUUGGCGGUGGGUCAGUCAUGAUGUGGGGUGGCAUUUAUUUGGGGGGCCACACAGCCCUCCAUGUGCUCGCCAGAGGUAGCCUGACUGCCAUUAGGUACCGAGAUGAGAUCCUCAGACCCCUUGUGAGACCAUAUGCUGGUGCGGUUGGACCUGGGUUCCUCCUAAUGCUAGACCUCAUGUGGCUGGAGUGUGUCAGCAGUUCCUGCAAGAAGAAGGCAUUGAUGCUAUGGACUGGCCCGCCCGUUCCCCAGACCUGAAUCCAAUUGAGCACAUCUGGGACAUCAUGUCUCGCUCCAUCCACCAACGCCACGUUGCACCACAGACUGUCCAGGAGUUGGCGGAUGCUUUAGUCCAGGUCUGGGAGGAGAUCCCUCAGGAGACCAUCCGCCACCUCAUCAGGAGCAUGCCCAGGCGUUGUAGGGAGGUCAUACAGGCACGUGGAGGCCACACACACUACUGAGCCUCAUUUUGACUUGUUUUAAGGACAUUACAUCAAAGUUGGAUCAGCCUGUAGUGUGGUUUUCCACUUUAAUUUUGAGGGUAACUCCAAAUCCAGACCUCCAUGGGUUGAUAAAUUUGAUUUCCAUUGAUAAUUUUUGUGUGAUUUUGUUGUCAGCACAUUCAACUAUGUAAAGAAAAAAGUAUUUAAUGAGAUUAUUUCAUUCAUUCAGAUCUAGGAUGUGUUAUUUUAGUGUUCCCUUUAUUUUUUUGAGCAGUGUAUAUAGGUUAUAGGUUGAGAGCUUUUGUGAAAGAGCACAGUUAGAAAAAUAUGGCAUAUAGAAGCAAACCAGAUGGACAUCAUGAAAAUGAUCGGAGGAAGUUCAGGAGUAAAAACAAACUUGACUGUGUCCAUAAAAUGUAUAUCGUAUGUAUAAGCUGUAAGUAGAGGCCUAAGCAUUGUUGUUCACUAGUUUACUCCAAUUAGGGAAGGGGUGGUGGGGUUGGAAAGUAAUGAAGGGAAAUAAUGAAGUGGUAGGCCGCACAAGUUCACAGUACAAGACCGCUGAGUGCUUUUUGGUAAACUCCAAGCGAGCUGUCAUGUGCCUUUUACUGAGGAGUGGCUUCUGCCUGGCCACUCUACCAUAAAGGCCUGAUUGGUGGAGUGCUGCAGAGAUGGUUGUCCUUCUGGAAGGUUCUCCCAUCUCCACAGAGGCUCCUGUCAGAGUGACCAAUGGGUUCUUGGUCACCUCCAAUUGCUGAGUUUGGCCGGGUGGCCAGCUCUAGGAACAGUUUUGGUGGUUCCAAACUUCUUCCAUUUAAGAAUGAUGGAGGCCACUGUGUUCUUGGGGAUCUUCAAUGCUGAAGAAAUGUUUUGGUACCCUUCCCUAGAUCUGUGCCUCAACACAAUCCUGUCUUGGAGCUCUACGGACAAUUCCUUCGACCUCAUGGCUUGGUUUUUGCUUUGACAUGCACUGUCAACUGUGGGACCUUAUAUAUGUGCCUUUCCAAAUCAUGUCCAAUCAAUAGAAUUUACCACAGGUGGACUCCAAUCAAGUUGUAGAAACAUCUCAAGGAUGAUCAAUAGAAACAGGAUGCACCUGAGCUCAAUUUCGAGACUCAUAGCAAAGGGUCUGCAUACUUAUGUAAAUAAGGUAUUUCUGUUUUUUAUGUGUUUAAUAUUUUCUAAAAAUUCCAAAAACCUGUUUUCGCUUUGUCAUUAUGGGGUAUUGUGUGUAGAUUGAUGAGGGAAAAAAUGUAUUUAAUCCAUUUUAGAAUAAGGCUGUAACUUAACAAAAUGUGGAAAAAGUCAAGGGGUCUGAAUACUUUCCGAAUGCACUGUACCUCUAUCACUCCAGUAUCCCUGCAUAUUGUAAAUAUAGUAUUAGAAGUGACCCUGUAUAUAGCUUCUUACUUUCUCCUGUUUUUAUUAUUUCUUAUUUUUAUUUCUUGUGUCUUUUUGUUGUACCUUAUGAGAUUUGUAGUGCUACAUUGAUAUUUAUUACUGCAUUGUUGCGUUUGGAACUUGCAAGAAUGGCAUUUUACUGCACGUGACAUUAAAACUUGAAACACACACUCACUCACACACACACACACACACACAGCUGGUCAACAGGUAGGAAUAGUGUAUACUACAAUAGUGCAAUAUGGUAAUUCUCUGUAUCUUCCCUCUCUCUCCAGUCUGGUGUGCAGUAACGCGGCCCGGUUCCGUCUGGCUGCUGGUUCCAGGAGGAAGCUGUUAGAGAUGGGCCUGAGGAGAGCACAGGGACCUGACGGGGGCCUCACAGCCUCAAGAUACACAUACGUCGGAGGUGAGGAGAGACACGCAUACACGCAAGGACACACACACUCACACACACACACACUAACCUACUCCUCUGUAUUUCUGUCUGUCAGGGUUUGAUCUGACCAGUAACGUACAGGCUGGCUUCCUGUUUGGAAUCCCCGUGGCGGGAACCAUGGCACACUCCUAUGUCACUUCCUUUUCCUCCCUGGAGGAGGUGUGGCCUCAGGUGAGUCUCUCCGCCCCUGUGUGUCCUAAAUGGCACCUUAUGGGCCCUGGUCACUAAAAACGGAAUAGGGUGCUAUUUGGGAGACAGACUUUGUAUUGACCCUUUGCUUUCACAAUACACAACCUCAGAGAAAGUAAAUACGUUUGUCAAGUGUCUCAUAACUUCAAUAUGUCAGUAUUUUCACCAUGGUUGUGAGCCAAAUGGCACCAGAUUGCCUACACAGUGCACUACUUUUGACCAGGGCCCAUAGAGAAUAGGGUGCCAUUUGAGACCCAGACACGCAGCCCAUAUGUACACCGCAAAUGUAUGAAGUGAACUAGCCCUAAUUAAUUACCUUAGAAUAGAAACAUUUCCGAACAUUUUAAUAACAUGUUGAUAACCGUUCUCUGUGCUAUUUAUCGUAUGUGUAUAUACAGUAUGUUGUAUGGUUGUUAAUGUUUUAAUGUUGUUUCUUACCCUGACUGGACUACAGAUUUCCCAAUUGGGACAAAAAGGAUAUUGAUUUAUAUCUUAUAUUGAUUGAUUGGUUGAACUGCCUGUCUCUCCUGUCCAAUUAGACGCUAGUGGCAGCAAACGGGGACCAUGACAACAUCGAUCUGAUCUCGCUGACCAAGGGUUGGCUGGGGCGUGUGUGUGAGCUGCUGGAGGCGGAACCUGGGAAGAUCCAUGAGGGAGAGCUGGCUGCCUUCCUGUCCUACGCCAUCGCAUACCCACACAACUUCCUGCCGGUCAUCGACAGCUACAGUGUCACCUGGUAACCCUUCCCACUUCGCUACUCUGCUCGUCUCAACUUGUCUCGUCUCUACUCUGUGAAUGGGGACAUUCCAGCCUCUAAGGACAGCUUCUGACUAGAGAUAGCCUAUUUCCCAGUGUUUCAGUUUUUGUUACUAGCAUUGCUUCAGGGCAGGCUACUACAUUUCCUUCCACCUAUAGCCUGCAAUGGCAUUAAUACUAUCUCUAUUGUGUUUCUGUUGUGUCCCUACAGUAGUGGCCUGCUGAACUUCUCUGUUAUGACCUUACAGUAGUGGCCUGCUGAACUUCUCUGUUAUGACCUUACAGUAGUGGCCUGCUGAACUUCUCUGUUAUGACCUUACAGUAGUGGCCUGCUGAACUUCUCUGUUAUGACCUUACAGUAGUGGCCUGCUGAACUUCUCUGUUAUGACCUUACAGUAGUGGCCUGCUGAACUUCUGUGCCGUGGCCCUGUCUCUGUGUGAGCUGGACUACAGUCCGCUGGGCGUGCGUCUAGACAGUGGAGACCUCUGCAGGCAGUCAGUAGAAGUACGCCAUGUCUUCAGACUCUGCAGCGAGCAGUAAGUAAGGUCCUGUGUGUGUGUCCUGAGUCUGUGUCCCCAAAUGGCACCAUAUUCCCUAUUUAGUGCACUAAAAAUGGAAUAGGGUGCCAUUUGGGACGAAGCCUUAGAUUAGUACCCUCUAAUGACUUUAAUCUUAGUAUAGAGGCUUUGAGUAAAGCAUGUUUGAAAUAUCUCUCUCUAGAUUCUCCAUCCCUGCCUUCCAGUCCCUUCUCAUAGUGGGCACCAAUAACAUCACAGAGCACAGCAUGGCCGAACUCAACAAGAAGGUGAGGAACCAGACAGACAUUACAGAGGCCAGCAGGAGCAGAAGAAUGAGAGUACCUUAUCUAGUUCUCCCUCCUCUCAUCAAGCCUCUCUCCAUCUGAUCUGUCUAUCCCUCUCUCCCUCCUCUUCUCUCCUCUCCUCUCUGAUCUAUCCCUCUCUCCCUCCUCCCUUCUCUCCUCUUCUCUCCUCUCCUCUGAUCUGUCUAUCCCUCUCUCCCUCCUCUCUCCUCUUCUCUCCUCUCUGAUCUGUCUAUCCCUCUCUCCCUCCUCUUCUCUCCUCUCCUCUCUGAUCUAUCCCUCUCUCCCUCCUCCCUUCUCUCCUCUUCUCUCCUCUCCUCUGAUCUGUCUAUCCCUCUCUCCCUCCUCUCUCCUCUUCUCUCCUCUCCUCUCUGAUCUGUCUAUCCCUCUCUCCCUCCUCUUCUCUCCUCUCCUCUCUGAUCUAUCCCUCUCUCCCUCCUCCCUUCUCUCCUCUCCUCUGAUCUGUCUAUCCCUCUCUCCCUCCUCUCUCCUCUUCUCUCCUCUCCUCUCUGAUCUGUCUAUCCCUCUCUCCCUCCUCUCUCCUCUUCUCUCCUCUCCUCUCUGAUCUGUCUAUCCCUCUCUCCCUCCUCCCUCCUCUUCUCUCCUCUCCUCUCUGAUCUGUCUAUCCCUCUCUCCCUCCUCCCUCCUCUCCUCUCCUCUAUGAUCUGUCUAUCCCUCUCUCCCUUCUCUCCUCUCCUCUCUGAUAUGUCUAUCCCUCUCUCCCUCCUCCCUUCUCUCCUCUCCUCUGAUCUGUCUAUCCCUCUCUCCCUCCACCCUCCUCUCCUCUCCUCUAUGAUCUGUCUAUCCCUCUCUCCCUCCUCCCUCCUCUCCUCUCCUCUCUGAUCUGUCUAUCCCUCUCUCCCCUCCUCCCUCCUCUCCUCUCCUCUCUGAUCUGUCUAUCCCUCUCUCCCUCCUCUUCUCUCCUCUCCUCUCCUCUCUGAUCUGUCUAUCCCUCUCUCCCUCCUCUCCUCUCCUCUCUGAUCUGUCUAUCCCUCUCUCCCUCCUCUCCUCUCCUCUCUGAUCUGUCUAUCCCUCUCUCCCUCCUCCCUCCUCUCCUCUCUGAUCUGUCUAUCCCUCUCUCCCUCCUCUCCUCUCCUCUCUGAUCUGUCUAUCCCUCUCUCCCUCCUCCCUCCUCUCCUCUCUGAUCUGUCUAUCCCUCUCUCCCUCCUCCCUCCUCUCCUCUAUGAUCUGUUUAUCCCUCUCUCCCUCCUCUUCUCUCCUCUCCUCUCUGAUCUGUCUAUCCCUCUCUCCCUCCUCCCUCCUCUUCUCUCCUCUCCUCUCUGAUCUGUCUAUCCCUCUCUACCUCCUCCCUCCUCUUCUCUCCUCUCCUCUCUGAUCUGUCUAUCCCUCCUCCCUCCUCCCUCCUCUUCUCUCCUCUCUGAUCUGUCUAUCCCUCUCUACCUCCUCCCUCCUCUCUGAUCUGUCUGUCCAUGUCUCAGGAGAAUGAGAUUGAUGUGGUUGGUGUUGGGACACAUCUGGUCACCUGCACGAGACAGCCUUCACUCGGGUGUGUGUACAAGGUAAAGAGGAUACACACAGACACACACGAACAGAGACACACACGAACAGAGACACACACAAACAGAGACACACACAAACCGAGAAACACACACAAACCGAGAAACACACACAAACCGAGACAAACACAAACAGAGACACACACACACACAGACACACACAAACUGAGACACACACAAACCGAGACACACACACAAACAGAGACACACACAAACAGACACACACACACAAACAGAGAGAGAGACACAGACACAGAGACAGUCUCUGCCCACCCUCUCCUCACUUUCCCUUUUUUAUGUAUCUAUCCUCUUCUACCCUUUCUCUCUCUCAUUUUCAACCCUCUCCUUCUCUCUCGCCAUCAGUUGGUGGAGGUUCGGGGCAGCCCCAGGAUGAAGUUCAGUGAGGACCCAGAGAAGAGUACUGUUCCUGGGAGGAAAGCUGUCUAUAGGAUGCUGGAUACGGAGGGUGAGGAAUCACCCUCUACCAUGAAUAACAUAUAUCCCUGAGUUAUAGAAUCCCUGAAUUAUAGAAUCCCUGAGUUAAAGAAUCCCUGAAUUAUAGAAUCCCUGAGUUAAAGAAUCCCUGAAUUAUAGAAUCCCUGAAUUAUAGAAUCCCUGAGUUAUAGAAUCCCUGAGUUAUAGAAUCCCUGAGUUAUAGGAUCCCUGAAUUAUAGAAUCCCUGAGUUAAAGAAUCCCUGAGUUAUAGAAUCCCUGAGUUAUAGAAUCCCUGAGUUAUAGGAUCCCUGAAUUAUAGAAUCCCUGAGUUAAAGAAUCCCUGAAUUAUAGAAUCCCUGAGUUAUAGAAUCCCUGAAUUAUAGAAUCCCUGAGUUAUAGGAUCCCUGAAUUAUAGAAUCCCUGAGUUAUAGAAUCCCUGAGUUAUAGGAUCUCUGUGCCCUCCACUUACUGUUUAUUUUCUCCAAAACUCAACUAGCUCAAUCUCUGUUUUCACGACACUCACUAACUAACUCACUAACUCACUAACUCACUAACUUACUCACUAACUCACUAACUCACUCACUCACUCACUCACUCACUCACUAACUAACUCAUUCUCUCCUGACUCUAUUUCUCUCUCUCCCUCUCUCCUCUCUCUCUCUCCAGGCCAUCCAUUCCUUGAUCUGUUGUGUCUGUGUGAGGAGUCUGCACCUAAGGCGUGCGUGGCAGUGAGGUGUCAUCCUGUGGUUGGUGACAAGACCUGUCAGUCAAUCACACCUGCUCAGGUCAGCUGUCUACGCCUGGACGUCUACACUAAAGGACAGGUGAGCCUGCUGGACCCUGUCCAACACACACACACUCACACACACUGUGUUUCUUCCUAAGUUCUUCAUAGCUUUCUUUGCUUUCUCUUUUGGGUCUAGACUGGGUAAUUGUAAAGCACUUUGUGACAACCGCUAAUGUACAAAGGGCUUUAUAAAAUAAAUUUGAUUGGUAUCUCCCUCUAUUGCAGAUCACACACCCACUGUGCAGCACAGCUGAGACCAGGGAGAAGGUCCAGAGCUCCAUCCAGACCCUGCACCCCCGACACAAGAGACUGCAGGAGCCAGACUCCUACAUA